GGAAUAAUCUGCUAGGAACCGUGUCGGUAGAGCAUCUGUUUGAAGGAAAGGAACAAUGACACUGGAGCAGAGCUGAUGCGGACAGGUUGAGAAACUUUUUUGUGCAGGUUGGUGUGGCUUCCAAGAGAUUCUGAGCAAUCUGAAGAUUAUAUUCCUUUAAAAGAGACAGAAGCUGUUUGACAAUGUAUGGAAACAACGGCCCCUUCUCCUACUCCCCAAGGGCGGUUUUACAAGAGGACUUCCCUCAACAGAGGCGACCUUUCCAGCAAGACGACCCGAAGGGUUCUCCGCUGCAGGGCAACACCAUGACCAGACCCAGUGCAAAAUCCAUAUAUAUGCAGAGAAAAGAGUACUCUGAGACGCUGACCAGAAAAAAGGACAACUUCCAAGUCAGAGUGGAGCAUCUGCUCACCUGUGAGCUGGACGGCAAGGAGAUGAAUACAUUGGAGGACUGCUUGUCCAAGCUGAAGUGGCUGGAUACCAAAGGUCGUCUGUGGGGCCAGGAGAUGAUCCUGGAGGUUCAUGGAGGAUACGUAAUGCUCAGUGACAUCGAGACCAAGACAGAGCUGGAGGUGCUGCCUUUGAGUAGCAUCACACAAACCAGGGCUAUACUGGACAGCUGUGCCUACAACUCUCUGCUGACAAUAACUGUGCAGGAUCACAGCAAACGCACCCCACAGGUCUUCAUGUUCCAGUGUGACGAGAUCUCGGCGGAUCUACUCAAGGUCGAUCUGGAUAAUGCAGUUCAGAGGAGAGGUGAUGAUGUGGAACCGCGCAGAGACCAAUCUGACAUCAGAAGUAAUCUCGAAAAUAUCAUGCGGCAAAACAGUCCUGGAAGUUUUCAGCAGCGACGAAGCCAAGUCACCCCCCUGCCACCUCUGGAACAACCGCUGACACAGUGGCGUAACAGAGAACCAGAGAGUAUGCCUCCCCCGUGGGACUUCGCUGAAGAAGUGCUGCCUCAUCCUGAUCUUCCCGAAUUACAGAGUAGCCCAGAGGAUUCAUCUGAGCAAAGAGACACAGAGAUCACCACGCAGAUUUUUAACCAUGUUCUUGGUGAUUUGGAGAUUUUCCUGGACAAAGUUACUGCUGCAGUAAAGUCACCUUCACUGCAAAAGGACAAGAGCAAGAAAAAUUUGUUGAAAAAGAAAAAAUCUAAGAAAACUGAAUCAUCUGGCAAUCUGCCGCCCUGGAAGGAAUAUUUCUCCUGUCUCCAGAAAAUCAAAUAUGGAUUCAAUCUGCUGGGUCAGCUGGAUGGGGUACUGACAAACCCCAAUGCUUCUGACUAUGUCCACAUCUUCUUCAGGAGUUUGGGCCUGAUCGCGCAGAAGUACCCUGCAGACCUGCCGCCCAGCGUGGUCUCGCCCCUGCUGACAGAGGAGGCCCUGCGGCUGCUCAGUCACGAAGUCAGCCCGGAGGAGCGAAGCCUAUGGACUUCUCUGGGAGAUUCCUGGAACAUCUCCAGGUCCAGAUGGCCGAAUAAUGAUAUCCCACCUUACAUCCCAGAGUUUUAUGAUGGCUGGCAGCCGCUUGCCCCGUCACGCAUACCCCCCCCAUUCCUUUCUCACAAAGGUCAAAUGAGCAGGAGCUACAGCCAGCGUAUCCCACCCGACCGACCAGUUUCUCCAAACUUCAGUGAGUCAUCUCAGUCCAUGCGAGCCAUUUACAACUUCACGGCCAGAAACAACCGAGAGCUGAGUAUCAUGAAGGGUGAUGUGGUUCAGGUGAUUCAGAGAACCAAGCAAUGGUGGCUUGUUCGUAACGCCCGUAAUGAGCAAGGAAACGUUCCGAUGAAUGUUUUGGAGCCAAUGAGGAGCUCCAGGGAAGAUGUACUGCAGGAGACUCAUGGCCCAGUGAUUCUGGAGAUGACCUCGUCGCCUGCAGAGGUUAGAGCCUGGCUUCAGUACAAAGGCUUCUCCAAAAUCACCGUGACCUCCCUCGGUGUGCUCACCGGUAAACUGCUGCUGGGGAUGACCAAGGAUGAGAUAAGGACUGUUUGUCCAGAGGAGGGAGGCAGGGUCUUCUUCCAGCUUCAGGCCAUUAAGUCAGCCAUAGCGCUCGCCAGUGAACCGCCAGGACUAUAUAACGGCCGCUACUAACGUCCCACCACAUUGCUCCUUCAUUUUCUUUUCUCAUGAAACUUCGUCUGCAGAUCAACAAAGAAAAUCAGCAAAAUGUAUCGUUUCAUGUCAUAAAUUGUCUGGAUGGCUUUUUUUAUCAUGAAUGGCACUGCAUCAAAUCCUGAUAUCUGUCAUUUGAAUAAAAGUAAUUUUAGUGAAUUACAUUUUCAUGUAUGUGUUGUAACAUGUAUGACACGCUACAAUUAAUCAUUAAUUAAUUAGUUAUUUCUU
Messenger RNA from Paralichthys olivaceus (Japanese flounder), 2351 nucleotides. It is a transcript of the gene eps8l3b, whose product is annotated as EPS8 signaling adaptor L3b. Gene Ontology annotation, biological process: positive regulation of ruffle assembly; Rho protein signal transduction; regulation of Rho protein signal transduction. Gene Ontology annotation, molecular function: actin binding. The record is from RefSeq and is a predicted model, not a curated record. Gene Ontology annotation, cellular component: plasma membrane; ruffle membrane; vesicle. Lineage: Eukaryota; Metazoa; Chordata; Actinopteri; Pleuronectiformes; Paralichthyidae.